GAGAAGCAUGAAUGAAUGGCCCGAGGCCGGAGGACAUGUGAGAGCCGCAUUGUGCAUGCUCUCAAUCCGGUGCCAUGAAUCCGGUGCCAUGAACUUUUUCACACAUGACCAGUAAAUCCUGCUUGGGAUGCUCACUCCUGCAGGCGUUUCAAAAGCUUUCAGAGCUGCAAUAAUUUGAAGGGCAAGCUUCAAGUUUUGCCAAGCUAGCUGUGUCAUGGCGUCGGCAGGGGACACAGAUCUGAAAGCUUGUUUGGAGGUCGCUGUCGCAGCUGCUAAGCAAGCGGGUGAGGUGAUCCAGAAGUCCUUCUAUGAGACGAAGAAUGUCCAGCACAAGGGAAAGGUCGAUCUCGUCACGGAGACCGACAAAGCCUGUGAGGACCUCAUCUUCAAGGCCAUCCAAAAGAACUUCCCCUCCCACAAGUUUAUAGGGGAGGAGGGGUCCGCACUGUCGGGGACCGCGGAUCUGACCGACGAGCCAACAUGGAUGGUUGACCCACUGGACGGGACGACCAACUUCGUGCAUAGGUUCCCAUUCGUCUGUGUAUCCAUCGGGUUAACAAUUCAAAAAGAGGUGGUAGUUGGUGUGGUCUACAACCCCAUCUUAAAUGAGCUGUAUACAGCAGUCAGAGGCAGCGGCGCGUUUCUGAAUGACAACCAGAUUCACGUGACGCAAACGACGGACAUUGGCAAUGCGCUUCUGGCCACGGAGGUGGGCACUGCACGGGAUAAGGAGACUGUGGACGCAACCACCGGGCGGAUAAACCAGCUACUUUACAAGGUCCGGUCGCUGCGGUGUUCCGGCUCGUGCGCCCUCAACCUGGCCGGCAUCGCGUGCGGACGGCUGGACCUCUUCUACGAAUACAACUUCGGCGGGCCCUGGGACGUGGCAGCUGGGUCACUCUUGGUUGAGGAGGCGGGAGGUCGGGUGGCUGACCCGAGUGGAGGGGCUUUCGACGUGAUGUCAAGGCGGGUGGCUGCUGCAAAUGGGUCCCUGAUAGAGGACCUCGUGCGGAAUCUGCAGUAUCCGCAAACGCGGUGACGCCUUCUCAGUGCAACACCCUCCAAUUUUGACCCUAGAUCGUAGAAUACUUGCUUUCGAUACAGGCACGCGUUAGCAAGCUAGUAAAGUGACCAAAGUUCCUACUCUUCGCUCCGUACGAUUUUUCGGAGCUUCGUGGACUUGAUUCUCGUCCACCGCGUUAGCUCAUCACGCAGAAUGUCAAACCCGUUCUUUACAUAUUGGCCGGAGUGGAUGCCGUUCGUUGAAGUGCUCUGGAAGAUGGUGAUCCUUUUUGAGAAGGACCCGCAAGAGCGUAGUCCACCUGUGCUCUUCAUGCGAGUGGAGGAUCAGUGCGGUCGAGGUAUACUCGGGCCAUUGUUAAUUCAGACCUGAAG
Molecule: messenger RNA, 1395 nt
Organism: Klebsormidium nitens
Lineage: Eukaryota; Viridiplantae; Streptophyta; Klebsormidiophyceae; Klebsormidiales; Klebsormidiaceae
Source: the annotation of a GenBank genome assembly